UCAGUUAGUAUUUGUCUACACAUCACUUUGAAGUUUUGUCCACAUAGAAAUAUAUUUUGGAUGAAAAUAUUUCUGUCAACAUUAAUCGUGUCGUGUUUGUAAAAAAUAUUUGAAUCUUAAAGUGUAAUCAAACUGUUGCAAGAAGUCAUACAAAGUAUACCAUUCAAUCGUGAUUUUCUCGAAUUUAUUUUUAAAUGGCAGCACGUCUCAGUUCUAUUAGAUGUAGUUGGCUCAGUCGUCAUUUGAGCCGGUCGUCGUCACAAUCAGUGUUCAAUAGUCCGUGUAUUAUUUCAUAUAACUCUUUAAGAAACAUGUCAGCUAUUAAAUCUUCUAAAUGUCUUGAGCUCGACAACAUUAAUCCAUGUAUCAAAACAAUGGAGUAUGCUGUGAGAGGUCCUCUUGUUAUCCGUGCUGUUGCCAUCGAGAAAGAACUUGAACAGGGAGUAAAGAAGCCUUUCAAUGAGGUCAUUCGUGCUAAUAUUGGUGACUGUCAUGCAAUGGGUCAAGUUCCAAUCACAUUCAUUCGCCAAGUACUUGGACUUUGUGUGUACGAAAAAUUGUUUGAUGAUCCAACAAUUCCAUCGGAUGCUAAGGAAAGAGCUCGCGAUAUUUUGAGUGGAUGUAAAGGAUCAAGCUUGGGAUCAUAUUCAGAUUCAGCUGGAAUUGAAAUCAUCAGACAUCAUUGCGCUGAAUAUAUUCAAAGACGCGAUGGAAUUCCAUCAGAUUGGCAAAAUAUUAUUUUGUCAUCAGGAGCUUCGGGAAGUAUUAAAGCAAUCCUUGCACUUCUUCGCUGCCCUGUUAAUGGUAAACGUCCAGGUGUGAUGGUUCCUAUUCCUCAAUACCCGCUUUAUUCCGCGACAAUUGCUGAAUUUGAUAUGGAACAAGUCGGCUAUUAUCUGGACGAGUCAAAGAAUUGGGGAUUAGACAUAAAAGAAUUGCAAAGAUCAGUUGAUGAAGCAAGGAAAAUUUCAGCAGUUCGUGCCAUUGUCGUCAUCAAUCCUGGAAAUCCAACAGGUCAAGUUUUAUCACGCGAGAACAUCGAAGAGAUCAUCAAGUUUGCUUACAAAGAAAAUCUCUUCAUUUUUGCUGACGAAGUUUAUCAAGACAAUAUUUAUGCGGCUGGCUCUAAAUUUUAUUCGUUUAAGAAAGUUCUCACCGAAAUGGGCGAACCUUACAGUAAGAUGGACAUGGCAAGCUUCAUGAGCUGCUCGAAAGGUUACAUGGGUGAAUGUGGGAUUCGUGGCGGAUAUGCUGAAGUCAUUAAUAUGUGCCCUGAAGUCAAAGCUGCAUUACUCAAAUCAAUUUCUGCUCAAUUAUGUCCAACAACAAUUGGCCAAGCUUGUAUUGACGUUGUUGUGAAUCCACCAAAACCAGGUGAACCUUCAUACGAAUUAUUUAUGAAGGAGAAGAAUGGAGUGCUACAAUCACUGAAAGAACGAGCUGAAAUGGUGGCAAAAACAUUCAAUUCCUUUGAGGGAUUCUCGUGCAAUCCCGUUCAAGGUGCUAUGUACGCUUUCCCCCAGUUUAAACUUCCACAGAAAGCAAUUGAUGCUGCAAAGAAAGCUGGGCAAACUCCUGACUCUUUCUAUGCUUUCCAAUUGUUGGAGAACACUGGAAUCUGUAUUGUACCUGGAUCUGGUUUUGGUCAAAGACCAGGCACAUAUCACUUCAGAACCACAAUUCUUCCACAACCAGAGAAACUUAAAGAGAUGCUCGCUUUAUUCCAGGAAUUUCACGUUAAAUUCCUCGCUCAAUAUAAGUAAUUAUUUAAUUUGAGCAUAUUUUAACAUCAAAAUUAUUCAAAUGACGUAAAAGACUCAAAAAAACAUUUUACAUAGUUCAACCCAACGCAAUUAAUGUUUUUGUUGAAACACGACGACUUACAGCUAAUCAAAAUUCAAAAUUUUUAUUUCUGUCACUUUUCUUCAAUUUAAAACUUCUAUUUUUGGAGCAUAUAAAUUACAAUGAUUGUUAAAUUAAUAUUUGAUCGACGAUUUUACUUAAUGUGACUGUAAAAUGUAAAUUGUGAUCGAAUUAUAUUUCGGAUUGAUAAUUGUUAUUCUAUCACAUAAUGUGAGCGUAGAAAAUGUUAAAUAAUUCGAUAUUAUACACAAACGAUUAUUAAAAAUAUUAUCUAGAAGAUUAAAACGAAGAAGAUAUCCAGUGAAGCUUCUUAAAUGGAAGUUUGAAGGAUUUUUGUGAAAGCUUUUACGUCACAUUUUAGAAGCUUCACUUUAGAUAACAAUAUCAAUGUUUUAAAUGAAUAUUUGAAGUCCUUUAAAGGAUUUCGAUUGUAACAGUCUUUAUGAUUAUCGAAAAUCCGCAACAUUGUUGUUGAAAACUAAUAAAAAAGUUCUCUUCAUUUAUUUUUGUUUGACAUAUUUUGUUUUCUUUUUGUUCCUCAACCUUCCACUUUCUUUUUAGUUUCUUUUCCAUUUCCCACAAUGAUUUUUUUAUUCUUUAACAACAUAAACAUGUUGAUUGUUAAACAGCAAUGAUUUCAUAAUUAUGUCAAAUUAUUUAUUUGUCGACCACAUUACUAGGACAAUAAAUUUUUGUGGGAGUUAUUUACGGUAAUGUAACCACUUACAUUGGUGCUUAAAAUAAAUUGGCAUUUACUUGAAAAUAUAAAGAAAAAUAAAACGGAAAUUUUAAGGAAACAAGAAACACUUUUAAAAUGAAUUUUCAGUGAGUUGCAGAAAUGGAG
This is a messenger RNA of Clunio marinus, 2707 nucleotides long. NCBI's taxonomy places the organism in Eukaryota, Metazoa, Arthropoda, Insecta, Diptera, Chironomidae. The record is from the annotation of a GenBank genome assembly.